AUGAAACUUAACAUUGAACUAUUACAGUCGAGAACCGACGCUUUGCAAUCUCUGGCUAAUGCACAGCAGGUAUGUUCUCCUAUAACUGAUUGUCUUCGAAAUAUCGAAAUUCUAAGGCAGGAACUUUCUGAAGAGAGAGAAAUAACACAAAAAAUAGAAUUUGUUUUCAAAGUUUUUAAAGGUGAAAAUUUAAAUGUUGACGCAUUUGGCGGUCAGAAUUGUAAAUCAGAACCCAAAGUUACAAACAAAGAAAUUCCUAAGCGUGACGAAACCAUACCGGAAUUUCAAUGUACUGAAGAUUCCCCAGAGGAGAUAUCUCUAAUUAUUAACAAUAAGCCGAACUAUGAGGCAGACGAGUACAGUGUGAAUGCAAUGUAUGACAAAUCACCAAUUACACCGGAAUUUAGUGUGAUUGCACCAGUUUCAGAAUCAACAUGUAUAGCAUUACAUAAACCAACGAAGAAGACACGCGAGCCUAUCACACAAUCUAGACGGCCUGUUUGGUUAUCCAAGCUGCCUUUGAUCAAUUGUCCUGAAUCUAUCCUUAACCAUACCGACAAUAAUUUAACUCGUAGUCGGAAAUCAGAAUAUAAAGUUGCAAACAAAGAAAGCCCUAAGCGUGACGAAAUCAUACCGGAAUUUCAAUGUACUGAAGAUUCCCCAGAGGAGAUAUCCCUAAUUAUUAACAAUAAGCCGAACUAUGAGGCGGACGAGUACAGUUUGAAUGCAAAUUAUGACAAAUCUUCAAUUACACCGGAAUUUAAAUGUGUUGAAGCUUCUCUUGAAAAUUCAUGUCUUAUUGUUGAUACAAUUUUAAAUUCUGAGUCGAAACCAAAGACAGUUCGAAAGCAAUCGUUCGCGGUUGUGCCAACUCUACCAAAAUCAAUCAAAGGCCGUUCAAAAUCAAAGCCAAAUUUCUUUCAGAAGCAAUCGUUUAAACCAGUCAGUGUGACUGCACCAAUUUCAGAAUCAACAUGUAUAGCAUUACAUAAACCAACGAAGCAGACACGCGAGCCUAUUAUACAAUCUAAAGGCCUGUCUGGUUAUCCAGGAUGCCCUUGA
This is a messenger RNA of Paramuricea clavata, 1062 nucleotides long. Lineage: Eukaryota; Metazoa; Cnidaria; Anthozoa; Malacalcyonacea; Plexauridae. The record is from the annotation of a GenBank genome assembly.